AUGACCAAAGACUCGAACGCUUUGCCCGCCCCAGCUUUCAACCUGCCGGCCUCGGCCAAGCUCCAGCAGCUGCACGACAACGCUGUCCGCCAUCUCAGCAACAAUGCUCCCGACUGGCUGGACGCCACCUCUCUCUUGGAUCUCCACAUGCACGAGCUGCCCAUUGUCUCGUCAUGUUUCGACUCUACACUUGACGAGACGGGCCUCGCUGAAUCUCUCAAAGACGGCGUUCUGACCAUCUACGCCGUCGCACGUCCUGCCUCGACUGCUCGCUCUGCUCAACCUCCGGGCCGAGUUGGCAAGAACGAUCUUUAUGCCGCUGGUCCUCACUGGCAGCCCGAGGUUCCACAAUCAAAUCGCGGUGUCGCCAUGUUCCUGUCUUCUCUCAGAGUCUUCACACAUGUGUUGAAGAGCAAUGCCAUUACCGACGAGCACAGAGAAAGAGUCGUUCACGUCUUCGACCUUCUGUCCUUCUUCCCACCUGCCGUUCGCGCUCUCCAUCUGCUGAUCCAAGGAAGCACCAUCUCUCAUUCAGCCAGCACUGCUCUCAGCCAAGCCUUCUUCUGCAUUCUCAAGGACUUGGGUCACAGGAAGCUCAUCAAGAACGAUGAUGCCAGACUUUUCGAGGGCGCCCGCCUUCUCUUUGGUCUCAUCAUUGAAAAGGCUAACCAGCUCAAGUCUGUCGAGUCGUUCGUGCCAGUCUACUCAUCGCACAUCCACACUGUGCAAUUGCAAUCGAUGGCAGCUUUAUCUGCGCAACCUCUCAUGCCUGUCAACGGAGGCCCUUCUCGCCCUGCCGCCUCAUCAUCUGCACAAUCUGAAAUCAACGCAGGAUAUCUGAAACUAGACCUUGUUUCCGAGUCCAAGCAGAGCGUUGUCAUCUUCAGUCCCCCUCAAGACAUCUUCACACGUGCGCAAACUCCGCAAGAAGUUAUUAGUCCUGGCGACCUUCGCAACUUGCAUCAACUCGCCAGCCUCUGCGGCAAGGCUUCUCUCUCAGUUGUGAGACCCUCUUUGUUAUCUUCAGUUGCCCCAGAGCACUUGACUUUCGACGAGCAAGGACAUGUUGCCGUCUACACCGGAAAAGCUGGGUGUGCGGGUCCUGGCGAAGACACUGUCAUCUUUCGUCCUAUGCAUGGCGAAGAGACCCCAAACAUGGGCCAGGUCGAGCAACGGCUUACUCCCAUCCUGCAAGCCUACGAAGAAGACGGCACUAACGUCUUCGACAUCCUUGGAUCCUCCGCCACUCGUUCUCUGGACGAGCCCGACGAGAUUGUCAUGUUUUGUGUGGAUUGCAGUGCGAGUAUGGACAGCUCCACUGAUUUGAUGGGCAUCGAUGCCGACUCCGGGCCUCCCAGAACCUCUGACACUCCUCAAAUUUCUCCGCAAGUUUACAAUCGCAUGCUUCUUGAUGAUACCAAGAAGGCUCUUACCGAACACGAAGUCUAUGAUGACGUUCUUGGCUGUGUGGCCGAGUGUGCCCACACCGCCAGAUCGACUGUUGCAGCCAAAAUGCUCACUCUGGUCUUCGAUCUGACCACCGAGGAGAUCGAGAAGAAACGCAGUUUAGCCAUGUACAGUUGGUAUGAGCGCAAUGCCGUCAACCUUAGGCUGGAGAAGCUUGAAAAUCUUGCCGCAGGUCUCAAACGCUUCGAGCAAGAGCUUGUUGAUAUGAUAAUCCUUCGUACCAUGGCCAUGUCUCCUCACAAGUGGACCUGGAACAUUGGUGAGAGGCUUCCCGGAUAUCAGCAGAUGGAACCCCUUCCUGAUGAAAUCACCAUGAUUCCUGUGGCCCUCAGAUGUCCCAUCAAGCUUGAUCUUAUCGAGGAUCCCGUCGUGGCUGCUGACGGCCAGACUUAUGGUCGUCAAGCUAUGGUCAAGUGGAUGUCGAUCAGAAGAUCCUCCCCCCUGACCGGUCUGAUGCUUGAGAACACCGAACUGCGCCCGCAACUUGGACUGGCUGAACAAGCAGACAAAUGGCUGCAGGGUGAAGAUCUUGUCGAACCCGAGGACCGUCCAGUCAACAAGCGCCGUCGCACCUCGCUCCGCACCAACGCUGUCACAUUCUCCAGCACUUCGCACCACUUUUCUCGUGCCCUCUCGCCAGCUACCACUCUCCUUGACUUGUACAAGAUCGCAUAUCGUGGAAUGAGAGGCCAUCACAAGCUCUUCCAGCUGUCCUUCAAUGGCAUCCUCACUCCAUCUUCGGAAGCCAUCUCCAAUUCCGGCAUCGUCGGAGGCAGCGUCAUCAGCAUCGUCAUCGCUGACAACGUGAGCGCUGUGCAGGACGGUGACUCGGCUUUGUGUCUGAUCAAGGCAUACUCCAGCAACAGCAGACCCGAUUUCUGCUACUGGGUUCCUGAAGAGACUGAAAAGUCAAUGGCCUCUAUCUUGGCAAAGUACUGGCGCUUCCAAUGGACGAGACGCCCCUGGCUUGAUUACGAGAAACACGAAGUCUGGACCGAUCUCAAGUCGUAUGGUGACAACCGCUUCCAAGGUCACAUAGCUAGUAACUCCGACUAUCUUAUGGACUACCUGACUCCUUAUCACGCUACUGGUGUGCUCCAAGCUGAACCUAUCCACUCACCGCUGUCUGAAUCCCCCUCCGAAGAUUCAUCAGAAAGCGAUGAAGAAGGAGGCACUCCCAAGGUUUUGGUUCUGAAGGUUAAGAUCUCUGCAGCUGCCGUUUAUCAGAAAAGCUCUCGUGGCUUGUCUCGUUUGGAAGUCCUGAAGCAAAUGUUUGAGGCUAUGGUCAACCGUAUGAUCGCCUACUCCUACAAGACGCACAUCGGCUUGAUAACCUUCAAUUCCACCGCAACGGUUUCUCAGUCAAUCACUCACGUCAUCGAAAACUUCAGACGAAGCGUCGAAAGCAUGAACGCUCAAGGUGACACUGCUCUUUGGGAUGGCCUCAAGCUCGCUCAGACUCAGAUCAUGAAGUAUGCAGAGAAGUAUCCCAAGGCACAGCGUCGCAUCAUCUGCCUCUCUGACGGAAACGACAACAAGUCUACAGCCGGGCCUGCGGACCUCUGCUGGCAAUUGCGUGCGAGCAAGAUCUUGGUUGAUUCUGUCUGCAUCGGGGAUGACGACAACAAGGAUCUCAAGGCUCUUUCUGGCUGGCUCAAGUCUUAUUGCUUCUAUCCCAAGGAUCUCACCACUGCAUUGGCCAUCUGUGAGAUGGAGCCCGUUCUUUCCCAGACUGAACGUCCUGCACCUCCCGCUGAUGUGGGACCCAUGCAACGAACCUCUGGUCUGCAGAGUUUCUUCACUAUGCGCGCCCGUGCUGCCUUCACUACAGUCACGCAGGAUGUGUAUCCCAAACGCAAAGAGCACCCUCGCCUGGAAGAUACGUUUGUGCAGUUGGCCAAUUGUGUUCGCACGAACACUGCCAGCAGCUUCAGCUUGCCUACUCUUAGAGUGUCUCGUCUCCUCGUGGAGAUGCGCGAAAUGGCUGCUAACCCUCAUCCCAAGUAUGACUGCUACGUGUCCGAGGCCGACAUGUUCUUCUGGAAGGUCGUCAUUGAAGGCCCUCCCGAGACUCCAUACGAGAACAGCAGCUUCCUGCUCUACCUCGAGAUGCCUGAGAACUUCCCUGCUUUCCCACCCAAGGGCCGCUUCGUGACUCCACUGUUCCAUCCCAACAUCAACCGUCACGGCCGCAUCUGCCAUAGCAUCUUUGACCGUGACUGGACCACGGAUACUACUCUCAAGAGUGUUCUCGAUACCGUCUAUGGCCUCUUGCUCCAGGCUGAAGCUGGCGAUGCUGUGCACACUACCGUCACCCUCGGCUUCCACCAUGAUGAAGUCGCAUUCGCCGAGGAAGCCCGCCGCCACGCCAGAAAGCAUGGCUACAAGACUCGCCAGGACUGGAAGAUCGAGCUGCUUGAUCUUGGAGAGGAGGACGAAGGUGAGGUCUACUAGGAGGAGAUAUGAUUGAACAAAGAGGAGGAGUACCGCGAUUGGGAAAAGACCCUCCUAUUCGGACCACACCAAGCUCCCGUAGCCUUGCUGUACACUGAGACUUUGCGUCUCAUUCGCUGCAUACACGAUAGC
Molecule: messenger RNA, 4053 nt
Organism: Aureobasidium pullulans EXF-150
Lineage: Eukaryota; Fungi; Ascomycota; Dothideomycetes; Dothideales; Saccotheciaceae
Exons: 4
Coding region: 1-3921 (1306 amino acids)
Biological process (GO): protein polyubiquitination
Cellular component (GO): nucleus
Molecular function (GO): ubiquitin conjugating enzyme activity
Source: RefSeq, a predicted model, not a curated record